CAAGAGGCGGGCGGCGGGAGUGCUCUAGUUUUGAAAUCGGAACUUUGGCGCGGAAGCAAAAGCUGGGUCUGGCGACGGGCUGCUGACUAAAGUGUCUUACACAAUGAUGGAGGAUGAGCUGGCACGCUUUGAUAAAAGCAUAAAUGAAUUUGGAAAUAAGUUCAGAAACACUUUCAGUGACACUCGCUGUCAGAUGGUGGGACUAAGAGAUGUCUUCAAAGACUCCAUUGAAGCACUUGCAGAAAAGCUGUCUGUGAAAUUAAAGGAAGAAGAACAAAUGAUUGAGAUGUUUCUGGAAUAUCAAAAUCAGAUCAGCAGGCAGAAUAAGCUCAUUCAAGAAAAAAAGGAUACUCUAUUAAAGUUGAUCACUGAAGUAAAAGACAAAAAGCAGGAAAUGGAAGUACUGACUGCAAAAAUCCAGGAUCUUAAGGAAGAAUAUUCUAGGAAAAAAGAAACUAUUUCUAAUGCUAACAAAGCUAAUAAAGAGAGAUUGAAAAGACUGCAGAAAUCAGCAGAUUUGUACAAAGAUCGACUUGGACUAGAAAUUAGAAAAAUUUAUGGUAAUAAAUUGCAGUUUAUAUUCACUAAUAUUGAUCCUAAGCAUCCUGAGCGCCCCUUUAUGUUUUCUCUGCAUCUAAAUGAAGCAAGAGACUAUGAAGUAUCAGAUAGUGCUCCUCAUCUUGAGUGCCUAGCAGAAUUUCAAGAGAAUGUAAGGAAGACCAACAAUUUUUCAGCUUUUAUUGCCAAUGUUCGGAAAGCGUUUACUGCUAUGGUUUAUAAUUAAUGUAUAAAUGUAUAUAACAAGGUUGGUUUUUUUGUCAUUUCUUUAUAAAAGAAUGCCCAUCUUA
Marmota monax (woodchuck) is the source of this 848-nucleotide messenger RNA. RefSeq names its product SPC25 component of NDC80 kinetochore complex (gene Spc25). Lineage: Eukaryota; Metazoa; Chordata; Mammalia; Rodentia; Sciuridae. Bases 104 to 784 code for a protein of 226 amino acids. The transcript has 7 exons. The record is from RefSeq and is a predicted model, not a curated record. Gene Ontology annotation, biological process: chromosome segregation. Gene Ontology annotation, cellular component: Ndc80 complex.